Molecule: messenger RNA, 966 nt
Organism: Cyphellophora attinorum
Lineage: Eukaryota; Fungi; Ascomycota; Eurotiomycetes; Chaetothyriales; Cyphellophoraceae
Exons: 4
Coding region: 1-966 (321 amino acids)
Source: RefSeq, a predicted model, not a curated record
AUGUCGCCGCAGUACGGUGCUGCUGAAUCGCUAUCGGUACGAUCGUAUAGGCAGAUUUAUCGUGCAAUAUGUGCUGCGCUUGGAUUGCUGAUGGUUGUUUGGUUUGCAUUGGGGCCCAUGUUCCAGAGCAGUCUUCGCACAAGAGCAGGUGACGCAGAUGAGCUCGUCGAUUCUCCGGAGGCGCGACCACGCAUCACGUUUUCGUUACCUUCAAGCUUGUUGGACCGGCUUCCGAAUUCGAAUGCACACGUCGCGGCGCCCGAUACACUCGUGCUUUAUGCCUACCACGAGACUGACCAUGCGUUCGAGAAUGCGCGCUUCUUCGUCAAUCAUGCCCUUCACAGCUCCGCAGAUUUCAUACUGAUCCUCAAUGGAGAGUCGCCACGACUUGAUGAAAUCCUGCCGGCUGUACUCAUACCAAAUGUCGAAAUCUUCCGGCGAAGCAAUACAUGCUUUGACCUUGGUUCUUUUGGCAAUGUCAUCGACGAGAAGCAGCUCCUCAGCGCUUCCUAUAAGAAUGUUUGCGUUGCUGACAGUCUCGAGCAGUUACAGGGUAUGACUGCCAACUGUGUGCGAGGAUUGCACAUACAGUCAAUGAUUCUGGGUACCGACAAAGAUGGGCUGAUCGCGAUGCACAAUGACGGCUCUCUCGGCUGUCCCAAUUCAAUGCCAGAUGCAUGGGGCCAAGAAGUCGGCCUAACCCACAAACUCCAGGGACAUAAUUGGGAUGUCAAUGCGUGGAUGACUGCGAUGAACGGCGACCCUUCAUAUGUACCGGAAGAGAGGCACCAUUGCGCAGAUCUAGGUAAUGCCGACCACCUGUUUGAUGGCAACUACUUUGGUUUCAACGUUCACCCCUACGAGACGAUGUUCGUCAAAACCAACCGUGGCAUAGAUCCGAAGAUGGUCGACAAGUUGACUGAGUGGCACGAUCGUCUCAACUACUCUUCCUUCGACUAUUGUUGA